ACACCGUUUUUGUUGGGUCAAACAUCUACUAUCACAUCCGAGUUGGCGAGGUCGAGGAGAAAAUAUAAGAACUCCCGCGCUAAAGUUCGCGUUGCUCUUCCCAAGAAAAAUCCUAAUAUCUUUAAGCCAGCUUUCAACUCCCCUCCCAAGCUCCGCGCUCUUAUGGCCGACGAUGUCCCCGAAUGGGACGACCAGGCUAGCGUCAUCCAGAACUACAAAUCCUUCGGCGUCCUCUCUAACCCUAACCUGCCCGGUAUCCGGUCUCGCACGGACCAUAUGAUCCAGGAUGACUCCCUCAAUGUUCCUCCACCUCCUGAGCCUCCCACCGAUGAUCCUAUUGCCAAGGAGUUCGAGCCCAUCGAUUCCGGCAGCGAACUCGAGGAAGACGAUCUUAAGACAACAUUGGGGAAGCAAAGAAAAGAUGGAAAGAGUGCUCCUUUACAGCCCCUUACUACUAUGCAACUUACUCAUAUUAGACGUUUAGUCGAGAAACAUGGAGAUGACAUUAGCUCCAUGUACCGAGACAGAAAGCUAAACUCGAUGCAGCCUUCGGUUGCUACACUACAGAAGCUAUGCACAAGAUAUCUCAUGUACAAGGAUAAGAAUCCGGUUUUAGUUCCAUGCUGAUGCAAAUUAUGUAUCUCUUCUCCUCAUUUUUGUUCUAAACUUACUACAAUAUUGUUAUCAAGUUUUUAUAAAUCGAAAAAUCUAAUAUUCUCCAGGAAUUGACUAGUCAAUCUUUAGUAUCACAAACCACUCAAAGUUAGCGUAGUAUGAAUACUACAAUUUGUGUUCCCGAUUAAAAAAGAAUACUAGAAUUUAUUCAGUUAAUAGAUGAAAAUUUAUUCAUAGCCAGUUAGAGAGGGCCAUGGGGUUUUUAAGAAGAGUGAGAGGACGAAAGUGGUCACUAUUUCUACUAAUGUCGGAUAAUCUUUUAGCGUUUCUCUAAGAGCAUGAUUAUUGGAGGUUCUUGGGGUGGAGUUCUUAGCGGAAUUUAAGAAUCCGUCUUUUAAUUUUUAGCUAAAUAAAGCUAAGA
Brassica napus (rape) is the source of this 1036-nucleotide messenger RNA. Its product is annotated as nucleolar protein 16-like. The annotation marks the transcript as partial. Gene Ontology annotation, biological process: ribosomal large subunit biogenesis. NCBI's taxonomy places the organism in Eukaryota, Viridiplantae, Streptophyta, Magnoliopsida, Brassicales, Brassicaceae. Gene Ontology annotation, cellular component: nucleolus. The transcript is spliced from 3 exons. The record is from RefSeq and is a predicted model, not a curated record.